AUGCAAAAAGAGAUAAAAGAAGAAGAAUGUGAUUAUUCUUUUAAAAGUAAAUAAGUUAAAUACUGCUAAUAAAGUUGCUUUAGUAGGGGAAUGUGAUGUUGGCAAAACUUGUAUUUGGCAAAAUUAUUUAAAGGGAACGAUACCAAAGAAAACUGCUCCAACAAUAGGUGUAGAAUUUGAAACAAAAUUUAUCACACUUUCUGAUGGAUCAAGAAUAAAAGCCCAAAUUUGGGAUACAGGUACUGAAUGA
Paramecium sonneborni is the source of this 250-nucleotide messenger RNA. Lineage: Eukaryota; Ciliophora; Oligohymenophorea; Peniculida; Parameciidae. The record is from the annotation of a GenBank genome assembly.